This is a messenger RNA of Hibiscus syriacus, 644 nucleotides long. Its product is annotated as protein RALF-like 33. NCBI's taxonomy places the organism in Eukaryota, Viridiplantae, Streptophyta, Magnoliopsida, Malvales, Malvaceae. The record is from RefSeq and is a predicted model, not a curated record. Bases 157 to 504 code for a protein of 115 amino acids. The transcript has a single exon.
UGCAUUAGUGAUUAGCCAAUUUCAAUCUUCUAACUCUUCUAUAAGUAGCUUUAAAACAAGUUGCCUCACCCUCUCCUCUUCUUGUCCCGACUUCAAAAACUGCAUCAUAGAACAAUAAACCAUAGCCAAAACAAAAUAAAAACAUCAACUACCAUCAUGGAUAAUCCUUCUGGUUUUCUCCUUGCCGUUCGAUUGGUAUUAAUUACUCUUAUCGUUGCCUUGUCGACCGUUGUCGCAAGUGGUGAGCACCAUUUGAGCUGGAUUCCGCCCGAGUCUGGCUGCAAAGGGUCGAUGGCUGAGUGCAUGGCUGAGGAUGAGUUUGAGAUGGACUCCGGGAUUUUCAGGCGCGUAUUGCAGACCACGCUGUACAUAAGCUAUGGAGCUCUGCAGAGGAACACGGUGCCAUGCUCGCAACGGGGUGCAUCCUACUAUAACUGUCAACCAGGAGCGCAAGCUAAUCCUUACAGUCGAGGCUGCAGUGCCAUUACUCGUUGCCGGGGUUAAGGUUUUUUCUUUCUGUUUCAUUGGUUUCUCUAUUUAUGUCGGUGAAGAAGCUCCCAUGACAUCAUUUGUCCUUUAGUUUGCAGUUUGGAAUUUUACCUUCAAAUUUAAAUAAAAAGGAGGAACAUGUACUCUUCUAACAA